Molecule: messenger RNA, 1714 nt
Organism: Cottoperca gobio
Lineage: Eukaryota; Metazoa; Chordata; Actinopteri; Perciformes; Bovichtidae
Product: G-protein coupled estrogen receptor 1-like
Biological process (GO): G protein-coupled receptor signaling pathway; cellular response to estradiol stimulus
Cellular component (GO): membrane
Molecular function (GO): nuclear estrogen receptor activity; G protein-coupled receptor activity
Source: RefSeq, a predicted model, not a curated record
CCACACGGACAGGGAGGAUUCGAAAGACCGCGAUGCAGCGUGAGGAAACUCAGAACACAGAGAGGACAUCACUAAACAUCCAAGACCACGGCAGCAGAAAGAGGAAACAGAUGUCACCACAGUCUCCACUGAUGUUAAAGCCUUGGAAAACAAAGCACUAUGGCGACUUAAUGGUCAGCUGCUGCUAACACCAGAUCAACACAAAAGUGUAAUAUGGACACGAUGAUGUACGUGGACUACAGAGUCUUCCCUGGUCAGAUAAACGACACGAAGGCAGUCGUCUCUGAUGAUAUUCUGGAUGCAGCUUCAGAGAGUCCUCAGCGGGACAUCAUCAGCCUCGUCCUCUCCAGCCUCUACAUCAUAUUCCUGUUCCCCGUCGGCUUGAUCGGGAACAUCCUCAUCUUAGUGGUCAACCUGCAGCACACGAGUCGCUUGUCGGCCCCAGACGUCUACUUUGUGAACCUGGCCGUGGCCGACCUCGCCCUUGUGGUCGACUCUCUGAUCGAGGUGUUCAACCUCAAGAAGGGCUACUAUGACAGGCCCGGCCUCUGCACCUUCAUGAACCUUUUCCAACAGGUCAACAUGUACACCAGUGUCUUCUUCCUAACCUGGAUGAGCUUUGACCGCUUUGUCGCACUGACUGGCUUCAUUGGUCGCAGCAUGGCGUACGCACGCCUCAGCUGCUGCGUCAUCUGGGUGUCCUCGUCUUUGCUCACCGUGCUUCCUUUCGCUAUAACUCAAAGGCAGCACGCCGGGGAACUCCACUUCUGCUUCGCAAACAUAACCCAGAUUCAGUGGCUGGAGGUGAUGCUGGGCUUCUUGCUGCCUUUCUGCAUCUUGGGUGUGUGCUAUUGGAAAAUAGCACAGGUGCUCCGGCGGGGCCAGAUGGGACAAGACGGCCCACAGCAGAGGCCUCGCCGGCAGAAAGCCCUUCGGAUGAUCUCAGCAGCUGUGUUAGUCUUCUUCCUCUGCUGGCUCCCGGAGAAUGCGUUUAUCAGUGUUCACCUUCUAAGAGGCGACGCAGGCGGCGGCACACUGUGGCAGGACUACCCCCUGACAGGUCAUGCUGUGAGGCUGGCGGCCUUUUCGAACAGCUGCCUGAACCCGCUCAUCUACAGUUUCCUUGGGGAGACCUUUCAGGAUAAACUGAGGAGCAGAUGGGCCAAACUGCACAGGUCAGACUCAGGAAAAUCUAUACGUGGCCACGCAACAUGCUCCAGACCAAGCCAGUUUGCUCAUUUAAGCUCAAACAUCCUUCCACAAACUCUUCUACUGCCCCAAAAGAAAUACCUGUACAAGCAGUGUAAAGAAAUUAUUAAUGGACAAUGUAAAUGCAAAGACCCAGACUGUUGUGGAAACCCUUGUGUUGAAUCAGUUAUUUAAAAACUGUGCAAGUGAAAACCUACUUGGCAAAACAUGACUUUUAGCUCCUGUAAAUUGUUUUUCUCAACACCUUUAAACAUCUUGUAAAGACUGGUGUAUUGCCAGCACAAGUUUUCUGUAUGGAGCCUCACAAAUCAGCAGUCAAAGUUCACCUGAGCGCUCAUAGAAACAGGAUACAAAGAAAACACAGCUAAAACUCUUACCUCACUUUGCUCUGUCAUUUGUUUCUUUCUGUGUUUCUUUUCCUUUUUCUGUUUCGUAUCGUCUGCUGUGAUUGUCACAUGAGCAAUCUGUACUGGAGCUUCCUGGAUUAAAUAAACAAUCAUUUUUA